Molecule: messenger RNA, 744 nt
Organism: Batrachochytrium dendrobatidis JAM81
Lineage: Eukaryota; Fungi; Chytridiomycota; Chytridiomycetes; Rhizophydiales
Exons: 2
Coding region: 116-589 (157 amino acids)
Source: RefSeq, a predicted model, not a curated record
UACAGAUCGGACCAGAAGCAGGCGGGUAAAAAUCAAGGCCAGUUUUCAACAUAGCAGCGACAAUAAGAAUUUAGGCAAUGUGGAUCGUGUUCCAUUGGCUGAUAUCACUCGGCGUAUGCAGGCAUCUCGCUAUACUGGAAGUUCUGACUAUACUACUUUUUCAAUGGAUGAAUACGAUAAUGGCGUGGUUGCUUAUAACAGUAAUGCAGAAAAUGUGCAUUGUGGACACGGAAACACUAACCCAUUUCAAGUGUCAUCACAGUCCUCCACCCUCAAGGUUGCUACUGAGCCUAAUCAUCAAGACUCAAUCUGUCCACCUGUGCAUUUACCUCUCAAAUCGAACCCUGCAAUAUCCACUGCAUCUGCACCCCCUCAAAAACAAACUGUAUCUAGGCUUGUACGAGCAUCUGCUGGGCAAACCACACGUCAACCGCUUUUGAAAAACGCGGUACAUGUGCAUAAAUCUUUUCAAGUAACCAAGGAAGGUGAAGAUACGACAAAAAGGCUUCAUCCCUCAAAUGAAGCUUUAGGAAAGCCAAAGCCUGCGCGUAAACCCAAGCCCAUAUCAGCCCUUAGGUCUAUGCGAUAAUUGCAUAUUGAUUUGUCAGCAGUAUAAGAGUGGUAUAUUACUAUGAAUCGUGAAUGCAGUCCUGCCUAAAUCUUUCCACACUAUAAAGGGCUAUGGCUUAUGGACUCUUGUGAUUUGAAAGUGGUUUACCAGCUCAAUAAAAAAUGUGUUUGCUG